AUGUUUUUUUCAGUUCUCAUAUGGAAGGCGACCAUCCAUCUCCAUGACCACGAAAGGUGCUUGGCGUUUUGCACAGUAUACCUCGACCUAAAGGAUAAAUAUAGGGAAAGAGGGACAGCUGAUGUGGACCCGACAGUGACCGCUCCUCUCCCGGAUCCUAUGAGAACGGGCAGAGCCACAAGUGCUGUGUCGUUGACAGCAGCAAGAACUCAGGAUGCGCGUCCACCCAGUAGCACAGCACGUCGGUCUACAUCAGUUACUCGCGAGGAUGCACGUACAGCAGAAUUGCGAACGAAAUUGCUGACCAUGGAAGCCGAAGUCAAUAAGCUGACUGCCGAAAACGAUCUCAUGAAGACAGAGCUAUCUAAGAAAAGGACUGAACUCCUCGAGAAGGAUGAGACAAAUAGAAUUUUAAACAAUUAUGUGGUCGAUUUAAAAGGACAGAUUCGAGUUGUAGUACGCGUCAGACCUCCACUUGGAAAAGAAAGGGAUGCUCCUAUCACCCAUAUAAGCUACCCCUGCCCCUUCUCAAUCAAGCUGGAUCAGGGGAACUUAUCGCAAACCUACAACUUCCAAAGGGUUUUUGGUCCAAACGUGACUCAGGCAAGAUUGUUCGCCUACGUGGAGGAGUUGAUUUUGUCUUGUUUACACGGAUACAACGUUUCAAUAAUUGCUUAUGGGCAAACAGGAAGUGGGAAGACUUUCACUAUGAGAGGAGGUGAUGAUGAUUCUGCCGGAGUAAUUCCUCGCGCGGUCCGGUUCCUUUUUCGCUCAAGAGACAAGCUUUCAGAUUUAUAUUGGGAUUUUGACUUCGAAGCUUCAUUCCUGGAAGUGUACAACGAAGAAGUCUACGAUUUGCUCGCGAACAGAAACAAACUAGAGGUGAAGAUUGGGUCUGGAGUUACGGUUAUCACCGGUCUGAAGCAGCGCAGAAUUGUGAAUGAGGAGGAUAUUGAAACUAUACUUGCCGUGGCGGAUCGCACAAGGUUUACUGCUUCUACAAAGUGCAACGAGCAAUCCAUCAGAAGUCAUGCCGUUUUUGCUCUCGCCAUUCACGGGACUAAUAGAACGACAGGAGUAUGCCGCAGCGCCACCCUACAUCUCGUUGAUCUUGCCGGAUCGGAGCGCGUGAAAGAGUCUGGGGCUGAAAGCGACCGCUUUAAGGAAACGACAUAUAUCAAUUCCGCCUUGUCGAAUCUUCAAAACUGUAUUCGUAGUCAGCUGAAUAAGAGCACCCACAUCCCCUAUCGGAAUGCUAAACUUACAAUGUUAUUAUGGGACUCGCUUGGAGCAGGCAAUUCCAAAACGUUAGUCAUUGUAACUUUGAAUCCAGCCAUAACACAGGCUGAGGAAACCAAACGUAGCUUGGACUUUGCUCAGCAGAUGAGCUUCACAAAGAUUGGAUGCGCCAGGAAGCAAGAACACAUUCAUCCACAGGGAGCAGCAUCGGAUAAGCAUUCCGAGUCUAGGAGCCUUGCCACUGUUCAUUAUCAUAACACUUGCUUCAAAGUCUUGCGGAAAUCUCUGUCAAUUUCUUUCACAUUAGCUACUUGGUCCAUUUUUCCUCGGGAAUUAUGCCUAUGUGCCUAUCAUUUUCUGGAUAAGGAUCGACAUGUCAGCUGCGGACUCGUACUAGGUGACUAUCCCGAGAAGAGCUGCACACCCAACCCUCAUCAUACGCAUGUUAGCCCUGAGGUGACAGUCAGGCAUGAGAGUGUGCAGGGUGUGACAACUGCCAAACAGCAGGCUGCUCACGUGUCUCUUGGCGACAAGUUGGAUUGCAAUGGGAAGAAAAAUGGGUUCUAUUCACGCGACUGCGUUAAGACCUAUGUUUACUGCGAGAAUGGUUCGGCGAUUACUAUGAAUUGCCCUCACGAUUUGGUAUUUAACGAGAGGAAGGUCCAAUGCGACUAUUUGGAAACUUGGCAGACAGAUUUUGAAACAUCUUUGGCGACACCAACUAUUACCUUCAUCAAUCCUGCGCCAACCGUGCAAGUACUAAUACCCGUUGCUCAAAAGUCUUUCGAUUGCAAGGAAAAAUCCAAUGGAUACUAUUCCCUUAGGUGCACGCCUGACUACGUUGCAUGCGUCGAAGGAGUAGCAACUGCAAUGCGAAAAAAAAGUAGCCUGCGAUUAUUCGGAAAAUUGCUUAAAAGCGCCAGUAGCACUAUCUUCGCCAGUUACCUCCACGGAUUCGGUGCAAAGCGUCGUCCAACGUACAGCAUCGCAAUUGACAUUAAAUUGAUUGCAUUGGAAAGAAGGACGGCUACUAAUCCAAAGGUUGCUCCUCCACCUUCGUACUGUGCAAUGAGGGAGUGA
Cylicocyclus nassatus is the source of this 2319-nucleotide messenger RNA. The record is from the annotation of a GenBank genome assembly. NCBI's taxonomy places the organism in Eukaryota, Metazoa, Nematoda, Chromadorea, Rhabditida, Strongylidae.